UAACCUUCUGCGGUGCUUCCUCUUGUGCGAUUGCAGAGGGAGCGACGCAUGGCUACUACGAAGGUCGAUGGAGGAGCGGUGGCAGUGGGUAAGCCGGUGAUUGCGGUGGCGGUCGAUGACAGCGAGCGCAGCUUCCACGCGCUCCGGUGGACGCUCCUCCGUUUCUUCUCCUCGCCUGCCGCCGGCUCCACCUUGCCCUUCAAGCUAGUGGUCGUCCACGCAAGGCCCACGCCGACCUCCAUCAUCAGCCCCUCCGCAACCGGAGCGCCGGACAUGCUGUCAGUCGUGAAGGCCGAUCUGACCAAGAUCUCGUCGAAGGUUAUCGAUAAAGCCAAGGAGACGUGCCUUGCCCAUUCGGUCCGGGAUGUUGAGUGUGAAGUGCACGAGGGAGAUCCCAGAAUCGUUCUAUGCCAAGCAGUGGAGAAGCAUCAUGCGGAAAUAUUGGUGGUGGGAAGCCAUGGAUAUGGAGCAAUCAAAAGGGCUGUUCUAGGUAGUGUCAGCGAUUACUGUGCUCACCAUGCGGAUUGCAAUGUGAUGAUAGUGAAAAAGCCCAAGCACAAGAACUAACAAUACUCAAAUUUUCUUUUCUAAGUGCAUUCAUUAAUCGUUAAUUUGUUGGCUAUCAGAUCAACAUUAUGCUUUGGACAAAUGUAAUAAAUCAAGUAUCAACACUGAUUUCCUUUUC
This is a messenger RNA of Zingiber officinale, 685 nucleotides long. Its product is annotated as universal stress protein PHOS34-like. The record is from RefSeq and is a predicted model, not a curated record. NCBI's taxonomy places the organism in Eukaryota, Viridiplantae, Streptophyta, Magnoliopsida, Zingiberales, Zingiberaceae. The transcript is spliced from 4 exons. The coding region runs from base 49 to 567 and encodes 172 amino acids.